Molecule: messenger RNA, 1705 nt
Organism: Lingula anatina
Lineage: Eukaryota; Metazoa; Brachiopoda; Lingulata; Lingulida; Lingulidae
Source: RefSeq, a predicted model, not a curated record
CACACAUUGAGACCCUUAUACCGGUAACAAAACAUCCCCGGGUAAUGUCACCUCUCGAGGAUAGCCUUUCAUAGAACCCUUUGUCCGGAAAUUUCGGAAUUUCCCAUGGUAGGCUAUUUCCACACCGGGUCUUGUGCCUUGGUAUUUUGGAGGUUUUGACAUUUUUAACCAUUUUGUUUCAUGUGUCUCACAAGUAUAAGGUGUUUUGCGUUGAUAUCAUUAUUCCCCAGGGACUGGACCGUCUGUGUUGAACUUAGGAAACUGUGUUUUAAGAAGCAUAUCAAGCAAUCAGGAUGGGUGACAUGGUGCUAGCAGGGAGAACACAGGCCGCAGUGGUGUCAGAUGGACAAAAUCAGGCAUAUGCUAUUCGAAAAGAACAGGCCGUAGUGACUGAGAUAGCUCCGGGUCAGUAUGGUAUAGUCACCCAACAGCAAACUGUCUACAUCAGCGCCUCCCAGCAAAACCUCCCAGCUCUGCAGUACCAGCCGGCUGGGAAUGCCCCAGUAAUAGUGCAGGUAGAGAGAGAUGAUGAUGAGGAUAAGUGUAUAUGCUGUGAAUCGUGUUGUACUUGUUCCGGGACAUGGUAUUCUUUCCAUGGGAAAGGUUUCUUUCCGGUAUGCAUGAUGGUCGUGUUCUACAUCAUUUUCGGUGUCUUAGUUCUGGCACUGUAUUGCUGUUGGUGCAUCUUGUGCGCGGUUUGCAAGUCCUCCGAUGACUAACGUCACUCCAUGCGCCAUGGAUACAGCUUGCUGGAAUACUGAGUGCAUCCAUUCCAACCUUAACGCUGAACAACCUGUCUUCCAAUAUGACUGAUAAAAAAGUAAAUUAUGACGCCUUUUUUCUAAUCAACUAUAUUAUUUUAUAGAUAUAUUAUAAAUAAAAUAAUAAGUAGUUAUGGAUUAAUGAUUUAUAGCGAAUAAUUAUAUAUAUAUGGAUAUUUAUAUCCAUAAAAAAGGAUGUCAUUUUUUGAAACAAUAAUGAUCAUCACGAUGAGAUCCUGAACGUAUGACAUGAUUAACCCACAUCAGAGGUUUUGUACAGAAAGUUAUUUUUUCUAGUCAAGUAUAUUAUUUAGAAUUGUCAUUUUGCUAACCAGAAAUUUCAUUGGCACGGUGAUUUGAUAUUACUUGAUUGAAAAUUAAGGUGAGGUCAAGUCAGUAAUCGUUUAGAAAUAGCUAAUUCUUUUUACCUUGCAAAAAUUGUAAUGGAUGGCACGUUCAUUUAGUUUGCACCAUUCUAGGUUAGAUUUCCAAUGCCAUUAACAGUCAACGUGAUACAUCUUUGUAAAAGCAGAGAUUAGACUUUAUCUUUCUGGGUCAAUUUUUUGCUUAAAGCUUUAACCUUGUCUACCAUAGGCGUAGGCGGUGGUGGUGGGAGAGGGGGAUUUUAGCUCCCCCAUUAUUUUAAAUUACGACAGUCUUAAACGCAGUAAGCAGGGGAUGGAGGGGGGGCGAGACCCCAGUCAACCUAUGUCAAACUCUAGGUACAAAGUUUUGGCGCCUUUUUUUCUUGUGAAUUCAAAAUUUGCAUUCAGAAUGUAAACUGAUAAUGCGGCCCCCUGGAGUGCGACGAACAACAUUAUGUACUGACAGCUGUAAAAAUGAUAGGCAAAGUGUCUUAUUUCACUUUCUAUUUACAUAAAUAUUGAAAAAUUGUACGAUCGAGUAAAUAAUCAAGUAUUAUUAAAGUAAAAGUGUGAUAAGCA